GCCCAGGCUGGCGGGCGCGGGGAAAAUGGCGGCGGCGGCGGCUGCAGCGAAUGGGACUGGAGGGAGCAGCGGGAUGGAGGUGGAUGCAGCAGUAGUCCCCAGCGUGAUGGCCUCCGGAGUGACUGGGAGUGUUUCUGUCGCUCUCCAUCCCCUUGUCAUUCUCAACAUCUCAGAUCACUGGAUCCGCAUGCGCUCCCAGGAGGGGCGGCCUAUGCAGGUGAUUGGGGCUCUGAUCGGGAAGCAAGAGGGCCGAAAUAUCGAGGUGAUGAACUCCUUUGAGCUGCUGUCCCACACCGUGGAAGAGAAGAUUAUCAUUGACAAAGAAUAUUAUUACACCAAGGAGGAGCAGUUUAAACAGGUGUUCAAGGAGCUGGAGUUUCUGGGUUGGUAUACCACAGGAGGGCCUCCUGACCCCUCUGACAUCCACGUCCAUAAGCAGGUGUGCGAGAUAAUUGAGAGCCCCCUCUUUCUUAAGUUGAACCCUAUGACCAAGCACACAGAUCUUCCUGUCAGUGUUUUUGAGUCUGUCAUCGAUAUAAUCAAUGGAGAGGCUACAAUGUUGUUUGCUGAGUUGACCUACACUCUGGCCACUGAGGAAGCUGAACGAAUUGGUGUAGACCACGUCGCUCGGAUGACUGCAACAGGCAGUGGGGAGAACUCCACUGUGGCUGAACACCUGAUAGCACAGCAUAGCGCCAUUAAGAUGUUGCACAGCCGUGUCAAGCUCAUCUUGGAGUAUGUCAAGGCCUCUGAAGCAGGAGAGGUCCCCUUCAACCAUGAGAUCCUGCGGGAGGCCUACGCUCUGUGUCAUUGCCUCCCAGUGCUCAGCACAGACAAGUUCAAGACAGACUUCUAUGAUCAAUGCAAUGAUGUGGGGCUCAUGGCCUACCUUGGCACCAUCACCAAAACUUGCAACACCAUGAACCAGUUUGUGAACAAGUUCAAUGUCCUCUACGACCGACAAGGAAUUGGCAGGAGAAUGCGGGGACUCUUCUUCUGAGGGUACUUCAAAGGGAUCAGGCACAGGGGACAGACAACUGUCCAAAGGGGCCGGGAGCUACACUCCCUCUAGAGAAACUGCUGUUAAUAAAAGGGGAACAGCCCCUCAGCAUC
This is a messenger RNA of Castor canadensis (American beaver), 1113 nucleotides long. It is a transcript of the gene Cops6, whose product is annotated as COP9 signalosome subunit 6. The record is from RefSeq and is a predicted model, not a curated record. Gene Ontology annotation, biological process: protein deneddylation. Lineage: Eukaryota; Metazoa; Chordata; Mammalia; Rodentia; Castoridae. Gene Ontology annotation, molecular function: metallopeptidase activity; protein binding. Gene Ontology annotation, cellular component: COP9 signalosome.